UAAUUCUUUCUUUUUGUUCUUUUCUCCUCUGACCUCCCGCCUCUCUUUUUAUUCCUCUCUCUUUCUGUUUUUCCUGUUGUUCUCUCGUCCAAACACUCCUUAUCGCUACCUGUGUGACUCUCUGACGUGGUCACCACGGUCGGCUUCUAACCCAACAGACAUUGAAGCUUCAUCUCGACACACCAAGGGUCAUAAGACCCUCGGUCAUCAUGAAUCUCCGUGAUGUUGGCCUCUCUGGCCUUCAUCAGAUGGCCCGCCGUGCGGAAGAGGAUCCCAAGGAUACCUCGAACUCCGGCUUCGGCCUCGUCACCACCAUUGUCCCGACCUUGGCGGUCGCCCUGAUCAUGGUCGUGCUCUUUAUCAUCCUGCGCCGCAGUGAGCGCCGCAUGUACAUGCCCCGAACCUACCUCGGUGUCUUGCGACCCGAGGAGCGCACCCCCCCGUCCUCGACCGGGGUCAUCAAUUGGCUGCGGGAUAUGUACAAGAUCCCUGAUGAAUAUGUCCUGCAGCACCAUUCCAUGGACGCCUAUCUUAUGCUGCGCUUUCUGAAGCUCAUCUCGAUGAUCUGCUUUGUCGGCACCUGUCUCACCUUCCCCGUGCUGCUGCCGGUGAACGGCACGGGCGGCGCUGGCAAGAAGCAGCUGGAUAUGCUCAGCAUGUCCAACAUCAAGAAAGAGGGCUAUGGGCGCUAUUUCGCCCAUGCUUUCAUCGCCUGGAUUUUCGUCGGUUUCAUCUUCUACACCAUUACCCGCGAGAACAUCUUCUACAUCAACCUGCGCCAGGCCUACUCCCUGUCGCCGGCGUAUGCCAGCCGGCUGUCGUCCCGCACGGUGCUCUUCACUGCAGUCACCGAGGACUACCUGGACUGCGACCGGAUCCGCAGGAUGUUCGGCGUCGAGAAGGUCAAGAAUGUCUGGCUGACCACCGACACGGAGAAACUGCAAGAAAAGGUCAAGGAACGCGACGACGCCGCCAUGAAGCUCGAGGCGGCCGAGACCAAGCUCAUCGUCAUGGCGAAUGCCGCUCGCCGCAAGGCCCUGAAGAAACAAGGCCACGUCGACGACGGUCCCAUCGCCCUGGAGAACAUGGGCGGAGAGCCUGAUGAUGAGUCCGGCUCCGUCGCCAGCCGUUGGGUGAAAGCCUCCGACCGACCGACCCACCGCCUCAAGAUGAUCAUCGGCAAGAAGGUUGAUACCAUCAAUUGGGCGCGAUCGGAGAUCGAGCGCCUCAGCCCUGAGAUUGAAGAACUCCAGGCCAAGCACCGAGCCGGCGAAGCGAAGCUCGUCUCGUCCGUGUUCGUGGAAUUCUACUACCAGGCUGACGCCCAGGCCGCUUAUCAAUCUGUCGCGCACAACCUGCCCCUGCAUAUGGCCCCGAGGUACAUCGGCCUGGACCCCACCCAGGUGAUCUGGCAGAACCUGCGCAUCAAAUGGUGGGAGCGCAUAAUGCGCUACACGCUGAGUGUUGCUUUCGUUUUUGCUCUCGUUAUCUUCUGGGCGAUCCCCACCGCCUUUGUCGGUGCCAUCUCCAAUCUCAACGCCUUGACCAACAUGCUGCCGUGGCUCAACUUUAUCUACAAUGCGCCCAGCUGGCUGCGCAGUGUCAUCAACUCGCUGCUGCCUUCGGUCUUGAUGUCGGUCCUGAUGGCCUUGCUGCCGAUCAUCCUCCGUCUGAUGGCCAAGAUCGGCGGUGCGCCCAGUCUCGCGGAGGUGGAAUUGACCACCCAGAACUUCUACUUCGCUUUCCAGGUCGUUCAGGUUUUCCUCGUCGUGACCGUUGCGUCGUCGGCGUCCAGUGUGGCUACCAAGAUCAUCGAAGACCCGACGAGCGCGGCCAGUCUCCUCGCCAACAACAUCCCCACCGCCUCUAACUUCUACAUCUCGUACAUCAUCUUGCAGGGCCUGUCCUUCAGCUCCGGUGCUCUCUUGCAGAUCGGCGGACUGAUCGUCGGCAAGAUCCUGGGCAUGUUCUUGGACAAUACCCCGCGCAAGAUCUACACCCGCUGGUCGACCCUCGCUGGUCUGGGCUGGGGCACGGUGUAUCCCGUUUUCACUCUGUUGGCUGUUGUUGCGAUUACCUACUCGUGCAUUGCCCCGCUGGUAAUUGCCUUCGGCGCCAUCGGCCUCUACCUUUUCUACUUCGCCUACCGGUAUAACAUGCUCUACGUGUCCAACGCCGACAUCGACACCCAGGGCAAGGCGUACGUGCGUGCGUUGCAGCACAUCACCGUCGGCUGCUACCUGCUGAUGGGCUGUCUGAUCGGUCUCUUCGCGAUCGGCGCAGCCGGGAACUCCGUCGCCGUGGGGCCCCUGAUCCUCAUGAUCAUCUUCCUGGUGUUCAUCAUCCUCUACCACGUCUCGCUCAACAACGCGAUGGACCCCCUGAUCAACUACCUUCCCAAGAACCUCGAAGCCGAGGAAGAAGCGCUCCUGGCCAGUGAAAAGGCCGACAUGCACCAGUCGCCGGACCCCCAGCCUGAGGGUUCUGUCGCUGGCGGAUCGGGCGAAAAAGGCCGCGUGAGCAACAUCGCUAGCGUUGACUCCGCCGAAAAGGGCCUGACCGGUUCCUCCGACGUUCCUCAAGGCAACUUCCUCGUCCGCUGGCUCCACCCACACCGGUUCAGCGGCUACACCCAGCUGCGCCGUUUGGUGCCCAAUGCGCACGAUACGACUAGCUACGCGCCCGAGGUCGAGCGGAACGCAUACUUCCACCCCGCCAUCUCCGCCCAGCCACCCCUGCUGUGGAUCCCCCGCGACGAGCUCGGCAUCAGCCGACAGGAGAUCCAGCACAGCGGCAAGGUGAUCCCCAUCACGGAUGAGGACUCGUGGCUGGACGAAAAGAACAAGAUCCACUGGGAUAUGGACAAGGGCGUUCCCCCUAUCUACGAAGACAAGAUCCGUUUUUGAUUGUCUGCACGUGGUGGACGUCUAGCCGGUUGCGCUUUGCAGUCGCGGCUACAGGAUGGAUGAGGUCUAUGUUACACUUCUUGAUACCCGAUAAACCACUGCACGAUGUGUUGUUAUAUACGCUGGAGGUUAAUGUUUGAAGUAAUGUGCCAGUUAAUGUUGGCGAGUGGUUGUUUAGAGUAUAUUAUGGAUGGUUUGCAUCAAUCGAGCAA
Molecule: messenger RNA, 3118 nt
Organism: Aspergillus campestris IBT 28561
Lineage: Eukaryota; Fungi; Ascomycota; Eurotiomycetes; Eurotiales; Aspergillaceae
Product: putative DUF221 domain protein
Exons: 4
Coding region: 210-2906 (898 amino acids)
Cellular component (GO): plasma membrane
Molecular function (GO): calcium-activated cation channel activity
Source: RefSeq, a predicted model, not a curated record